AUGCCCGGCACGCUCUAUCUCGUGGCGACGCCCAUCGGGAAUCUCGAGGACUUCACGUUUCGGGCGGUCCGCAUCCUCAAGGAGGUGCGGUUGAUCGCCGCCGAGGAUACGCGCCGCACCGCCAAGUUGUUGCGGCACUACGGGAUCGCGACGCCCGCCACCAGCCUGCACGACCACAACGAGCGCCAGCGGACGCCGGGUCUGGUCAAGCGCCUGCUCGACGGCGAUUCGAUCGCCCUGCUGUCCGACGCGGGCACCCCGCUGGUCUCGGAUCCAGGGUUCAAUCUGGUACGUCAAUCUCUUGACGCCCGGAUUCGCGUCACCGCCCUUCCCGGCCCCUCGGCGGUCACCGCGGCCCUCAUCUCCUGCGGCGCUCCGGUCCAGAGCUUCACCUUCCUCGGCUUCCCGCCCCGCCGGCUCAACGACAGAAGACGAUGGUGCGACGACCUGGCUCGCGAGCCUCCAACCCUGGUGUUCUUCGAAGCCCCCCAUCGGCUCGCCGCCACCCUCGAGCUCCUCGAAGAGCGCCUCGGCGAGCGAACCGUCGCGCUGUGCCGGGAGCUGACCAAGCUGCACGAGAGCACCGUCGUCGGAUCGGUGUCGUCGCUGCUCGAGUCGCUCGGGACGCCGCGCGGGGAGUACACCUGCGUCGUCUGGCCCGCCGGCGACGACGGCGACGUUCCCCGGCCCCCGGACGGGCAGGCGCUGAUCGACGAGCUCGAUCGACUGGCGGACGAGCGCGGUUCACGCCGCGGCGCCGUGAAGACCAUGGCCGACCAGUACGGCCUCACCGCCCGGGCGAUGUAUCGGGCGAUCGAAGCGGCCAAGCACGAAUAG
Messenger RNA from Geodia barretti, 837 nucleotides. The record is from the annotation of a GenBank genome assembly. NCBI's taxonomy places the organism in Eukaryota, Metazoa, Porifera, Demospongiae, Tetractinellida, Geodiidae.